Messenger RNA from Athene cunicularia (burrowing owl), 4064 nucleotides. RefSeq names its product 2-oxoglutarate dehydrogenase, mitochondrial-like. NCBI's taxonomy places the organism in Eukaryota, Metazoa, Chordata, Aves, Strigiformes, Strigidae. The transcript has 24 exons. The record is from RefSeq and is a predicted model, not a curated record. Gene Ontology annotation, molecular function: thiamine pyrophosphate binding; oxoglutarate dehydrogenase (succinyl-transferring) activity. The coding region runs from base 107 to 3541 and encodes 1144 amino acids. Gene Ontology annotation, cellular component: oxoglutarate dehydrogenase complex; mitochondrion. Gene Ontology annotation, biological process: tricarboxylic acid cycle.
GAGCUAGUUGCCUUUAGGGGCAGGUGUCACAAAUCCCGGCUGCCAGAGGUCAAAUUUAGUACCUUAAUCUGUUUAACGGAACUUGUGUGGAGGCAACAGGACAAACAUGCUUAAGUUAAGGACUUGUGCAGCAAAGCUGAGGCCGUUGACGGCCUCACAGACUGUAAAGACAAUUUCUCAACACAGGCUGGCAGCACCCAGGACGUUUCAACAGAUCAGGUGCUACAGCGCACCGGUGGCUGCCGAGCCUUUUUUGAGCGGGACUAGUUCAAACUACGUGGAGGAAAUGUAUUAUGCUUGGCUGGAAAAUCCAAAAAGUGUACAUAAGUCAUGGGACAUCUUCUUCCGCAACGCCAAUGCUGGAGCUGCUCCAGGCACCGCUUACCAAAGCCCCCCUCCACUGAGUACCAGCCUUUCCACGCUGCCCCAAGCCCAGUUCCUGGUUCAAGCACAGCCCAACGUAGAUAAACUGGUGGAGGACCAUCUUGCAGUACAAUCUCUCAUCAGGGCGUAUCAGAUUCGAGGGCAUCAUGUAGCACAACUCGACCCACUGGGCAUCUUGGAUGCAGAUCUGGACUCCUCCCUUCCAGCUGAUAUUAUCACAUCCACAGACAAACUGGAUCUCGCAGUGUUCAAGGAGCGGCUGAGAGUGUUAACAGUAGGAGGCUUUUACGGGCUGGAUGAAUCUGACCUCGACAAGGUCUUCCACUUGCCCACAACAACUUUCAUUGGUGGAAAUGAAUCGGCUCUUCCACUCCGGGAAAUCAUCCGUCGGCUGGAGAUGGCGUACUGCCAGCACAUCGGGGUGGAGUUCAUGUUCAUCAACGACUUGGAGCAGUGCCAGUGGAUCCGGCAGAAGUUUGAGACCCCUGGCAUCAUGCAGUUCACCAAUGAAGAGAAACGUACGCUGCUGGCCAGGCUGGUCCGCUCUACCAGGUUUGAGGAGUUCCUCCAUCGGAAAUGGUCUUCAGAGAAGCGUUUUGGUCUGGAGGGCUGUGAAGUGCUGAUCCCUGCCUUAAAGACCAUUAUUGAUAAGUCGAGUGAGAAGGGAGUGGAUUAUGUUAUCAUGGGGAUGCCCCACAGGGGACGCCUGAAUGUUCUCGCCAAUGUCAUCAGGAAAGAGCUGGAGCAGAUCUUCUGCCAGUUUGACUCCAAGCUGGAGGCUGCUGAUGAGGGCUCCGGGGAUGUGAAGUACCACCUGGGAAUGUACCACCGGCGGAUUAACCGCGUCACCGACAGGAACAUCACCCUUUCCUUGGUGGCAAAUCCUUCCCACUUGGAGGCAGCUGAUCCUGUUGUUCAGGGCAAGACUAAAGCGGAGCAGUUUUACUGCGGGGACACGGAAGGGAAGAAGGUAAUGUCCAUCCUCCUGCACGGAGACGCCGCUUUUGCUGGGCAGGGCAUCGUGUAUGAGACGUUCCACCUGAGCGACCUGCCCUCCUACACCACCCACGGCACCGUCCACGUUGUGGUGAACAACCAGAUCGGCUUCACAACAGACCCCCGGAUGGCCCGUUCCUCCCCAUACCCGACUGAUGUUGCUCGCGUGGUGAACGCGCCCAUUUUCCACGUCAAUGCAGACGACCCUGAGGCUGUUGUCUACGUGUGCAACGUGGCAGCGGAGUGGCGAAGCACCUUCCAUAAGGACGUGGUGGUGGAUUUGGUUUGUUACAGGCGCAACGGUCACAAUGAGAUGGACGAGCCCAUGUUCACGCAGCCCCUGAUGUACAAACAGAUCCGGAAACAGAAGCCAGUGCUGCAGAAAUAUGCAGAGCUGCUGAUUUCCCAGGGGGUGGUGAAUCAACCGGAGUAUGAGGAGGAAAUUGCCAAGUAUGAUAAGAUCUGCGAGGAGGCCCAUGCAAGGUCCAAGGAUGAGAAGAUCUUGCACAUCAAGCACUGGCUGGACUCACCCUGGCCUGGUUUCUUCACUCUGGACGGCCAGCCCCGGAGCAUGACCUGCCCUUCCACUGGUCUGAACGAGGAGGACUUGACUCACAUUGGUCAAGUGGCCAGCUCGGUGCCGGUGGAGGAUUUCACUAUCCAUGGAGGUUUGAGCCGUAUUCUGAAAACCCGUGGGGAGAUGGUGAAGAACCGGACGGUGGACUGGGCCCUGGCAGAGUACAUGGCGUUUGGCUCCCUGCUCAAAGAGGGCAUCCACAUCCGCCUCAGCGGCCAGGACGUCGAGAGGGGCACGUUCAGCCAUCGCCACCACGUCCUGCAUGAUCAGAAUGUGGACAAGAGGACCUGUAUCCCCAUGAACCACCUCUGGCCCAACCAGGCUCCUUACACUGUCUGCAACAGCUCCCUGUCGGAGUAUGGUGUCCUCGGCUUUGAGCUGGGCUUUGCCAUGGCCAGCCCUAACGCCCUGGUGCUUUGGGAAGCCCAGUUUGGGGACUUCCACAACACAGCUCAGUGCAUAAUCGACCAGUUCAUCUGUCCUGGGCAGGCCAAGUGGGUCAGACAGAACGGCAUCGUCCUGCUGCUUCCCCACGGCAUGGAGGGCAUGGGCCCCGAGCACUCCUCCGCCCGCCCGGAGCGGUUCCUGCAGAUGUGCAACGAUGAUCCCGAUGUCUUCCCCGUGAGUGGCAGCCGUGCUGAGCUCAGCACGCCCCCUCCCGUGUCUGGAUCCACCGCUGCCUUGAAAUGGGGAGGGGGGGCCUUCAAAGUCUUUGAGCGGAUGGCUCGUCAGGAUGAUGAGAAGAGGCGCCGAGAGCUGGAGGCGAAGCUACGGAAGAAGGAGGAGGAGGAGGAGGCUGCUGCAGCUGCUGAGAGGGUGAAACUGUCCCCUGCAGCUCAGGAGGUUGAGGUAGAGACAACAGCAGAGCCCAUCCCAGUGCCAGAUGCCGGGGGAGCUGUGGGGACGCAGGAUGUGGCUGUAGCCCAGGACAUGGCGCCCAGUCCUGUGUCGGUGGAGCCCCCGGGGACCUCUGUCCCAGCAGAGCCCUGGCCAGCAGAACUGCCCACGAGACAGGAGCAGUUCCAGACAAACCCCGACAGCUACAACGGAGCUGUACGAGAGAAUUAUGCCUGGUCACAAGACUACAGCGACCUGGAGAUUAAAGUGCCUGUGCCCAAGCACAUCGUAAAAGGCAAACAGGUGUCAGUGGAUAUCAGCAGCGGCACGAUUCGCGUAGCAGUGCUGGAGGGGAGCAGCCAGCAUGUCCUGAUGGAAGGGAAACUCACCCACAAGAUCAACACGGAGAGUUCCCUCUGGAGCCUGGAGCCAGGGAAGUGCAUUUUGAUCAACCUGAACAAAGGAGACGAGUAUUGGUGGAACGCCAUCCUGGAGGGCGAGGAGCAGAUCGACAUCGACAAGAUCAACAAGGAGCGCUCCAUGGCCACGGUGGAUGAGGAGGAGCACGCUGUGCUGGACCGCCUCACCUUCGACUAUCACCAGAAGCUGCAGGGCAAGCCCCAGAGCCAUGAGCUGAAGGUGCACGAGAUGCUGAAGAAGGGCUGGGACACCGAGGGCUCCCCCUUCCGCGGCCAGAAAUUCGACCCCUCCAUGUUCAACAUCUCCCCUGGUGCCGUGCAGUUUUGACGACGGCGAAAAGCAGCCAAGAACCGAAGUGGGGAGAGGAGAAACUCACCUGGACACCCACCCGGGACCCUUGCACCCGACUCUGGUGAUCGUAACCCCCUCGCCAGCCCCCUCCCAGUGCCCUGCGCCGGCACCGGGCCCGAUUUGCUCUGCGUGCGGGGAAACCUGGCGAAUGCAGAUUUACGUCCCGUCACCAAGGCAACCCGAGCGGCUGGGACCCUUCUCCUCUCCUCGCCUCGCGCUGGCGACGGCUCUGUUGUUUUUCCGGAAUUAGACAGAGCUCGUUGGGUGACAUAAUUAUUAUUUCUGGUGGCUGAGGAUGCUUCUUUUUGGGCUUCUGGGGGUGCAGAUCCCUCCCCGCCCUGGCAGUGGGGCUGUGCUCUCCGCAGCCCCGAGUACGGGCAGCAGGGAUGGGAGGGGGCACGUGGGGGGAGAGUCCGUCCCUGCCUGCGCCCUGCCUGCCUGGCACCCCCAACUCCCCUUGCUGGGCCCUGCUCUGGGGUCUCCAGUGCUGCGAGGGUGG